GCGAUUUCGAAAUAACUUUAACAGAUCACUCUUUACUAAUAAGAAGGAAGCACAGACUUUCGCUUCUCCUUUCAUCUCCUUUUUGCGUCCCCAUCAAACUCCAAACCCCGUAAACCCUAAUCUUCCCCCGGCAAGCAUUUCGAAUCUAAUUCCAUGGAAGUAUCCGAAGAUUACGAGUUCAAGGACUACAUCGCCUCAUCAUCAAGGCGAUUCCCGCUUCCCCCAACAACGACGAGCGUCCAAGUAACAGCUCUUGAUGGCCUGGUGACUGUCAACUCGCUCUUCACCGUCGCCGUCUUCGUGGGUCUCUCCCUAACAAGCCCUGGGCAGCGGAGCCUGGAGAACAAUACGGCCUGUGAUGCUGGCCCGGACGUCGUCCGCAACCUCCUCGUGUUCGAGGUGGUGUCCUUCAGCUUCUUCCUCUUCUCGAGUCUUAUCGCGCAGGGCCUCAAGCUCGCUAUCAACCUGCUCAACAGUAAGGAUGUCGACGAGGCCUUUCGAGCCCAUAUAAACGCCCGUGUGCUUCGCCUCGGCAUGCUUGGCUCGGCUGUUGGGUCUGUGAUGGGCUGCCUCUUUCUCCUUCUUUCCAUGGUUAAUGUGAUACAGAUCCGGCUCGGUAUGCUAUCUUGCGGAAGUACCGCUGCCGUUCGGGCUGUUGCGGUUCUCCUUACCCUCGUUUGCACUGCUCUCGCCGUUUACAUCUCCACCAUUUUCUACGCUUUCACUCACUGAAUAAUCAAUCGAUGCGCGGAGUGCUUUUACUGUAUUCCAAUGAAAUUCGCAUAGUUCAAUUUAGGAGCUGCUUGUUUGGUUCAGAUGCCGAUCAGGUGUUUGAUGAAAUGCCUGCCCAUGAACCAAAGUUGACUCUUUUUUUUUUCCUUCAUUCCUUUUCUACUGCAAUGCUUGCUCUGUUCUCCCGCAGACGAUGCUCUUUAGAAAUGUUGAUGAUCAAUUCGCCGUGCAGACGGGAGAAUUCAGGAGAUUUGUGGUCAACUGCUACGACUCUGACCAUUCUGAUAGGAAGAGAAGAUCUGAUCUUUCUAACAAUCUCUUAACUUACAGAAUUUGUUUACCUUAAACUUCACAAAGUUUGUUUCUUGAUUUCUAAAUAUGAUUAUUGCUAUUCUAUCUUGGAAGAAUGAUUA
This is a messenger RNA of Dendrobium catenatum, 1145 nucleotides long. RefSeq lists its product as uncharacterized. Bases 154 to 732 code for a protein of 192 amino acids. NCBI's taxonomy places the organism in Eukaryota, Viridiplantae, Streptophyta, Magnoliopsida, Asparagales, Orchidaceae. The record is from RefSeq and is a predicted model, not a curated record. The transcript is spliced from 2 exons.